Numida meleagris (helmeted guineafowl) is the source of this 5092-nucleotide messenger RNA. It is a transcript of the gene MNT, whose product is annotated as MAX network transcriptional repressor. The transcript is spliced from 5 exons. Gene Ontology annotation, biological process: regulation of transcription by RNA polymerase II. Gene Ontology annotation, molecular function: DNA-binding transcription factor activity, RNA polymerase II-specific; RNA polymerase II cis-regulatory region sequence-specific DNA binding; protein dimerization activity. The record is from RefSeq and is a predicted model, not a curated record. The coding region runs from base 2494 to 4359 and encodes 621 amino acids. NCBI's taxonomy places the organism in Eukaryota, Metazoa, Chordata, Aves, Galliformes, Numididae.
CAUCGUGCUGCUCGUGGAGCCGGGGAGCGCUGUGCUGGUGCUGCUGACGUCAUCUGCAGAUCAGAGGCGUGCAGAUCAGGGCUCGCGCUGUGCCGGCACUCCGGCUCGUUUCCAGGCACCGGGAAGCGCCGCGGCUGUUCCCUGCCGUAUCCUCUUAUGUCAGCAACAUUUGGAUGACUCAGCCCUGAUUCAGUCUGCGCUUUCCCUGUGCUGUGCCUGGCCUCCUCUUGCAAGUGCGGCCCAGAACAGCCUCUGCUGUAUGGAGGAAUGAGGAAGCAGAGCCUCGUUUAUUUGAUAAUGAGCAAUCAAAGGCAUCGUGCUACUCCAUGUAGUGCUGGGGUGACAGUGGGAUGGGGAACAGGAGCUCCCCAUCUCCCCUGCCUUCUUCAGCCCAUCCCCCACUUGGCUGGGGAGGCCCGUGCCGAAGCGCUGGCAGCAGUGAUGCGCAGUGGCUGCUGUCACCCCCAGGGUGUGUGCAGCAGCUGAGCUGGAGCACUGCCUGGCAAAACGCUGGGACAGGCAUUGCCGGACAGCUGGGCUCAGGUCUGUUCUUGACCCUUCUCGGCAGGGUCUGUCUGAAGUUUUCCUCCUGACUUCUGCCAGUGCUUAGAAGGCAGUGCCAAGGCCUAGACGGCAGCUUUGCCUCAGAGAAGCUUAAGUGGGAGUGUUCACCAUUAGAAGUGCAGAGCAUCUGCAGCUGAUGGCAGAGAUUGUCAGGGGCCCAGAGAACACUUGGGCUUCUCUUACCAGAAUCAGCAGGAGUCAGCACUGUGGCUCUGCCUGUGCACAGCUGUUGGCAUGGGUAAGGUGCUCUGAGUACAUCUGACCAUCUCUAAGCAGACUCAGAGGUAAGGUGCUUGAUUUUUCAAUGGCACCGCCACUGAUAAAUUAUGAAUAUUGAUUAUGUCCUCAGUGCAAAAUAGGAGCAUUAAAGAUAGCAUUAAAAUCCCUUUAGAGGAGUGCUCAUGGGUGCACUUGCAGAGUGCCACAGGCAUGAGCUGCUGUACCCUGACCACUGCCGGCCCCAGCACCUCCUCUGUCAGCCUGUGUGCUGCUGUGGGUGAGAGAUGCUCCCUGGACAGGCAGAGGGAGGAGAUAAUUUUAAACCUGGCAGAUUAUUCGGUAACGAAGUUAAGAGUCCCUGGCACCGUGUAUUCCUGGACCUCUAGGCCCCAGAAUAGCAGCAGCUUGCUGGGCAGGGAUUGCUGACCCUGUUUCUCUGCUCUUCUGUGACAAGAUUGACUGUGUCCUCCCAUUGCUGCUGGUGUUGCUGUCACCCACGUUACUUGUGGGUGGUGAGGCUGAAGGCUGCAGCUGCAUUCACAGAGGUGUGGGUGGGUGCGAGCCUUGCAGCGCUGCAUCACUCUUUGCUCUGUUCAGCCCUGUGAAGGAAAGCCAGGGAACUUAUUUCCUAUGAGAAAAUAAAGAGCUCUGAGGGGUCUUUUGACAGUGUAUUUACUUUGUUUGCAAAGAGAGCAGAAGGCAGAGAUUGCCACAGCUUGCACAGCAUUGAGGUGUUUGUGUCCUGGGCACAGACUGCUGGCAGGCACUCUGACCCCUCCGAGGAGGGGCUGGUAGCCCAGUGCCCUGUUGCCUGUGAAGUCAGACACAGAAGGCAGCAGCUCACUGGUGUCAGAUUUUGGCUAAGGCUAUCCUUGAAAUGAACCCUCCAGCUCAAGGGAGCUCAAUAUUUGCAGCACCAAAGGCCUCACUGGCAGCUUGUCAGCAGCCUGAGGGCUGCACCUGCUUCACAGAGACUUCUACGUAAAUAUUUCUGAUCAGCAGUGCACACGUGUAACCAUACUUUGCUGUGCCCUUGGCUUGCCCACUGAACAGGAAUUAUGUGUGGUGGGAGUGUCACUACUGCUCUGCUGAUGCUGGGGAGCAUUGCUGGCAGCACCAAGGUGGUUCCAGACUGCCCUGCAGCUCCCGUGCAGUGCUGUAGGGCCGGAGCAGUGUGCCUGGCAUGGGCACGUUGGGAUGUUGCAGCCCUGGAGCAGUGCUGGGGGUUUCUGUCCCUCCCUGGGCUGUACCGCUCCUUGCCCAGCCCAUGCCAUCCUGGCUUUUCCCUAUAGGAGGUCCCAGCUUGAAGCUGCUGUGGGUGUGCUGUUCGUGCAGCUCCAUGCAGGUGUCCGGAACGACACCCAGUGAGCUCCAUGGGCAGCGUUGGAGCUGUUUGAUGGAGGCCGUGUCUGGGUGCUGGGCCCCUGGCGCCGUGGGACUUGGAUAAAUAAAUAUCAUUGGUGCCAUGUUUGCACGAUUAGGGCCAGAGGCCUAGAUCAAGUUUAAUGAGAUUUAUUUUGCUAGUCGGGCCACACAGAUGGCCUGUACUUUGUCUGGGGUUCUAAAAACAUACGGGAGCACAUACAUAUCAGAGUGAGUUUUAGGAGCUUGAGUAAAGUCACAGCAACAGCGUGAGGUCAGUGUGAGGCCUGUUGGGUUGGAUUUGGCAGCACCACACGGGGCUGCUUAACCCCAGGAGCACUGUCUGGGAUGGCUGCAGCCCCACGGCCGCUGUGUUUCCUCUGGCCGCUGCAUGUGGCAGGGCACAGGCAGCACGUGCUGCACGCUGGGAUGGCCAGGGCAGAGCGAGGGGCUGGUCUGGGCUUUGGGUGCAGUGUGACCUUGGCUUUGGCCCUAAGGCCUCUGGAAGUGCAGGCGGUGCCGUGCUGGCUUUGUAAGGGCUGCAGGUGGGAGACACGGGGGAGCCCAGUUAAUGACUGUCUUCUGGUUUAUCUUUCAGAAGAGAAUGAGAAGCACGAGAAGCUCCGCCUGGAGCGGGAGCAGGAGCAGCGGAAGGCCGGUGUGCCGCGGGCCAACCAUGCGGUCCCCCCGGAGGAGCCGCGGGGUGAGCUGCUGGUGCCCAUCUCGCCGCCCGCCCCAGCCCCUCCGCCACCCCCGCCGCUGGCGGCCCCCAUCUCCGUCAUCCCCAUCCCGGUGGUUACCAGCCCGCCGCAGCCUGCCGCCCAGGCCGCCCUGUCCCCGCCGCUGGCUCAGCGCCACCCGCCCCUUGUGAGCACUCCCGGCAUCACCAAGGAGCCGUCCUCCGUGGCCCCGGUCAUCCAGCGGCCGCCGGGCACGCUGCUGCCAGACGGGAAGGCGGGCACGCCGCCGGCGGGCAGCCCAAAGCAGCUGCAGCACUACACGGCGCCCGUCCUGGCCAUCUCGCAGCACCACGUGGUCCCGCAGCCCAUCCAGCCCCAGCCCAUGCCGCACCCGGCCCCACCACUCGGUGCCCUGAAGCUGGCUCCGGCAGAGGACGUGAAACCCAGCGAGCAGAAGAAGAGGCCCGGAGGGGUUGGGACCAGGGAAGUACAUAAUAAAUUGGAGAAAAACAGACGUGCACAUUUGAAAGAAUGCUUUGAGACAUUAAAACGCAACAUCCCCAACGUAGACGACAAGAAGACCUCAAACCUCAGCGUCCUAAGGAGUGCCUUGCGAUACAUCCAGACUUUAAAGAGAAAGGAAAAAGAAUACGAGCAUGAGAUGGAACGGCUGGCAAGGGAGAAGAUCGCUACCCAGCAGCGGCUGGCAGAAUUGAAGAACGAGUUGAGCCAGUGGAUGGACAUCAUGGAGAUUGACAGAAUUGUUCGACAGACAGUUCAGCCAGAGGAUGACCAGGCAUCUACCUCCACAGCGUCAGAGGGUGAAGACAACAUGGAUGAGGACAUGGAAGAUGACAGGCCCGUGAACUCAUUACCAAAACUAGCCCAGCGCCAGCACCCAGAGCUCCUGAAAGCCGUCCCUUCGAACGCUGCUUCCCAUCACCUGGCGGUUCUGCCUCAGCACCUGUCUAUCCAGCAGAAGCAACCCCCAGCCCACGCACAGCCUUCCAUCCAGACACAAGCACUGGUCCAGCCGCAGGCGAUUGUCCCAGCACAGACUCACAUCGUGGCGGCUUCGACAGUGCAAUCGACUGUUAUUGCCCACACCGCCACUACCCACGCUUCGGUCAUUCAGACUGUCAACCACGUCAUUCAGGGUCCACAGACCAAGCACAUUGCUCACAUUGCACCUUCCACAUCCAGCCCUGUGCAACUUACCACUGCUGCUCAGCCUAUCGGCCACAUCACUGUGCACCCGGCCACCAUCAACCACAUGGCCCACCUCGGCCAGCAGCUGCCCAUCUACCCUCAGCCCGUGGCCGUCAGCCAGCCCGUGGUGAGCCACAUCGCUCACACGAUCUCUCACCAGCAAGUGAACGGAACCACAAGUCUUGGCCAGCAGGCGGUGAUGGCCAAGCCGGCGGUAGGAACCCAAGUUGUCCAUCACCCACAGUUAGUUGGGCAAACGGUCCUAAAUCCAGUAACUAUGGUAACCAUGCCAUCAUUCCCAGUGAGCACACUGAAGCUGGCCUAGAGAGAAUCGUCCGAAGGUGAAGUCUCUGUUGGGAACCUUACCUAAACUCCGUACAUUCCAACCACGUCCGACUCCGCGGGGGGGUGCAGAAGGCGCAGAGCGGCGGCACGGGGUGGGCCCGUCCUGCACGCCCAGCAGCCGGCCUGGCCGUGGCGAGAGAGGGGCCUCUCUGCACUUGAGUUUUGUUAAUCUGAGAAAACUUCAAAGACAGUUGUUCAUGGUGAUUUUUUUUCCUUUUAUGUGUAAUCGGUGAAAUAUGGUUAUGAUGUUCUUAAGACUUUAAUUUUCCCCUUUUAUGUGUUGCUUCUUUGUAGAAUAAAUCUGCUGAUCUCUUUAUUGAGACGUUGCGUAGAAUGGGAAAAAAAAUCAUAAAAGUCUAUAUUUAUAUAUAUGUGUGUAUGUGUGUGUAUAUAUAUGUAUAUACAUAUAUAUAUAAAUAUAACAUUUGAAGAAGGCCUUUUGUAAGGUUGAUUAUUUUGCAGGAUUAUUAGUCAAAAUUCAGUUUUGGAGGAAGAAGACACAGUGUCCUCUCUAAACAAGAAACUUUAAGUUAGAUGGUUUGGUGGACCAGGGUACAUAUACAGUGACAAAAAAAAAGGCAAGUUCUGUUCAAGAUAUUUCCCAUCAGUAUAUUACAUUUCAAAAAACCAUCUAAAAUCACUGUGACUUGUUAUGGCAUUUUAAGGAAGUUCUCUGUCCUGUUUAAUAAAAGGAAAAAGAAUACACAACCGGA